AUGUCCUGGGAGACAAACAUUCUUGGCUCAGCCAUGAAUAACUGUGUGCUCCUGGAGGAACUGCUGAUCAAAAAAUCCCAGCAGAAGAGAAGGACUUCACCCUCCAACUUCAAAGUGCGCUUCUUUGUCUUAACCAAAUCCAAGCUGGCUUACUACGAACAGCGCCACGGGAAAAAAAGGACUUUGAAGGGUUCUGUGGAACUUUCCAGGAUUAAAUGUGUGGAAAUUGUGAAAAGCGACAUCAUCAUUCCCUGUCAGUAUAAAUACCCUUUCCAGAUUGUCCACGAUAGCUACAUACUCUACGUGUUUGCACCCAACCGUGAGAGCCGGCAGAGAUGGGUCUUCACACUGAAGGAAGAAACUAGAAACAACAACAGCUUGGUUUCAAAGUGUCAUCCAGAUUUUUGGUUAGAUGGCAAGUGGAGAUGCUGUGCUCAGACAGAGAAGAUGGCACUUGGCUGUGUGGAGUAUGAUCCCUCCAAAAAUGCCUCAAAGAAGCCUCUUCCUCCCACUCCUGGAGAUAACUGGGAAUUGUUUCUAUACCCCAAGGAAGCCUUGGUCAUAGCCAUAUAUGACUAUGAAGCCCAGAAUCCACAGGAGCUGACUUUACAAUAUAACGAGGAAUAUUAUGUGAUUGACAGCUCUGAGGAACAUUGGUGGCUGAUUCAAGAUAAGAAUGGGCACGAAGGCUACGUGCCAAGCAGCUACCUGGUGGAAAAAUCACCCGAGAAUCUGCAAAUGUAUGAGUGGUACAACAAGAACAUCAGCAGAAGCAAAGCAGAAGCUCUCCUCAGGGAUGAGGGUAGGGAAGGCGCCUUCAUGGUGAGAGAUUCGAGGCAGCCUGGCAUGUACACAGUCUCUGUUUUCACCAAAGCAUUAAGCACAGACAACAAUCCUGUUAUAAAGCAUUAUCACAUCAAUGAGACAACUGACUUUCCCAAGCGGUAUUACUUGGCAGAAAAGCACGUGUUUGACUGCAUCCCUGACCUCAUCAACUACCACCAGCACAAUGCAGGAGGUCUCGUCACUCGGCUCAGGUAUGCAGUGUCUUCGUGGAGAAAGAAGGCCCCGAUCACUGCAGGGCUGAGCUAUGGGAAAUUGGUCAUUAAUGCCUCUGAGCUCACCCGUGUGCAGGAGAUUGGCAGUGGUCAGUUUGGGGUGGUCUACCUUGGCUACUUGCUGGACAAGACAAAAGUAGCCAUAAAGACCAUCCGUGAGGGAGCAAUGUCUGAAGAGGAUUUCAUUGAGGAAGCUAAAGUCUUGAUGAAGCUGUCUCACCCCAAGCUAGUCCAGCUUUAUGGUGUGUGCUUUGAGAACACUCCCAUAUGCCUGGUGUUUGAGUUCAUGGAGAAUGGCUGCUUGUCUGACUACCUCAGGAGCCAGCGGGGCACUUUUUCAAAGGAAACCCUGCUGGGGAUGUGCCAAGAUGUGUGUGAAGGAAUGACUUAUCUGGAACAAAACUCUGUCAUCCACAGAGACCUGGCUGCCAGGAACUGCCUGGUGGGGGAAUCCCAGGUGGUCAAAGUGUCCGACUUCGGGAUGUCAAGGAUUGUCCUUGAUGAUCAGUAUACCAGCUCCUCGGGUACCAAGUUUCCAGUCAAGUGGUCUGCUCCAGAGGUUUUCUCCUACAGCAACUAUAGCACCAAAUCUGACGUUUGGUCAUUCGGAGUGCUGAUGUGGGAGGUCUUCAGUGAAGGUAAAAUCCCCUAUGAGAAUCGCACCAAUGCAGAAGUGGUGGAAGAAAUCAAUGCAGGAUUUCGGCUCUACAAACCCAAGCUGGCCUCCAAGGCAAUUUAUGAUGUCAUGAGCCACUGCUGGAGGAUGAGGAAAGACGAGCGGCCAGCCUUUUCUCUUCUGCUGUUCCAGCUGAGUGAAAUCUCUGAGUAUGAUCUGUAA
Molecule: messenger RNA, 1896 nt
Organism: Pipra filicauda (Wire-tailed manakin)
Lineage: Eukaryota; Metazoa; Chordata; Aves; Passeriformes; Pipridae
Gene: ITK
Product: IL2 inducible T cell kinase
Exons: 17
Coding region: 1-1896 (631 amino acids)
Biological process (GO): B cell receptor signaling pathway; peptidyl-tyrosine autophosphorylation; NK T cell differentiation
Molecular function (GO): ATP binding; protein binding; non-membrane spanning protein tyrosine kinase activity
Source: RefSeq, a predicted model, not a curated record